GGGUCGUUUCGGAUGAGAACGAAGCCACCCACCAUUCCUUCACCACUUCCCUUUCUGUUCUCUCUUCUCCGACUGUGUCAAUCACAAGAACACCAAUUCCUUCUUCAUUCUGCAAAUCGCCGUCCGAUCGCGAUUUUCUUCUCCAUUUCCACUCGCGAUUGCAUUCGUAAGUAUUCCGUUCUUCCAUUUCCACUUCCUGAUUCCUCUCCUGCUCAGUUGUUUUUCUCCGUUUUCAAGUUUCUCCUCCAAAACCCUACCCUUCUGUCACUCCUACCUUACGAACAUUCGUUUUUCUGGUUCAUGUACCUAGUUUUCUCCCAUUGAUGCCGUUACUUCAUUUGAUUUUCUUUCAGCUGUUAGGUUUUCUUCGUUCUCUGUCUAUUAGGAGUUGAUCGAGCUGCUUCCUCUGCUGUUUGAUUCCGAUGAUUAUGAGAAAGAUUAGUUGAUGGUGAAAGCAUUUGGAGCAUUCUGAAUCCAUUCACCUUGGUGUCAUUAUUUUUGAGACUAUGGAUGAUGGCCGGCAUCAUGAAAAUGGGAGGCACAAGCUAGACUACUUCAGAGGGAGCCCCUCGCCGUGGCAUAUGGCGCCCCCUCAUCAUGUAAAGGAACCGAACGCCUUGGUCAUGAAUAAGAAGAUCAUGUCUAUUAUAGCCGAGAGAGAUGCUGCUAUUCGGGAGCGAAAUUUAGCACUAUCUGAGAAGAAAGGUGCAUUGGCUGCACGCGACGAGGCUCUUCGACAGCGUGAUGAGGCGAUUGCACAGCGUGAUUCGGCAUUAAUGGAACGGGACAAUGCCCUUGCAGCCCUUGAAAUUCGUGACAACGCUUCGAACUUUCCUCUUGGCAAUGGGAUUCAACGCAAAACGAAGCGAUUGCACCAUUUAUCUAAUCAUAUGCCAAGCAUGUCUGAAACUCCCUAUGGUACAAAAGACGUGCAUAUAACUGAUGCCUUUCCAAUUACAGUUAUAGCUUCUCGACAGGGAAACCGAACAACAAAGGAUAACAAGGCAGUUUCAUCAAAGACAUCGAAGCUGCCAAGGAAGAAAGUUGGCGAAGAUUUGAAUAGACAGGCUGCUACCGAUGGCACGAAAUACAGAACGGACUGGGAUGGUCAGGAUGUCGGUUUGAACCUGGUUAGUUUCGAUGACUCUUCUAUGCCAGCACCAGUUUGCUCGUGUACUGGACUUGCAAGGCAGUGCUACAAAUGGGGGAAUGGAGGUUGGCAAUCAUCCUGUUGUACCACCCAUAUGUCCAUGUAUCCGCUUCCACAUAUGCCGAAUAAACGCCAUGUCCGAAUGGGCGGGCGGAAAAUGAGUGGAAGUGUUUUCAUGAAGCUGCUUAGUCGUCUAGCUGCAGCAGGUCACGAUCUCUCGGUACCAGUGGAUCUUAAGGACCACUGGGCACGACACGGUACAAAUCGCUACAUAACAAUCAGGUAGUAGCUAGGUUAGUAACUUCAAGAGGAGUAGAGAACAUUUUGCAGGGGUCCUCAGGGUUGUCUCGAUUGCAGUCGAAUGUUUCGGUAAAUAACAUGGCUCGACCGAAGUGAUUCGACCAGGAGGUAGAGCUCUUCCCUUUUGUUUGUAUUUUGUAGGGGUCCUCGGGGUUGUCUCAUAUUGGGUCGAAUGUUUCGGUAGAUAACAUGGCUCGACCGAAGUGAGAUUCUACACGAGGUAGAGCUCUUCCCUUUUGUUUGCAUACGCCAUUGUGAUUAAGACUGAACCUGAAUGGACCACCUUAGAUUGGGGAAUGCUUGUAGAGUAUGGCCAUAAGAAUGGAUCGAAAAAUGGAUCUGGAAUGAUGAGAAUGCAGCUGAGUUUAUUUGAUUAUUUGAA
This is a messenger RNA of Cucurbita pepo subsp. pepo (vegetable marrow), 1832 nucleotides long. NCBI's taxonomy places the organism in Eukaryota, Viridiplantae, Streptophyta, Magnoliopsida, Cucurbitales, Cucurbitaceae. The record is from RefSeq and is a predicted model, not a curated record.